CCUCACGGAUAUCCGCUUUCAACACACGGAGAAAAUAAUUGCACGUGGAGCGCUGAACGCAACAAAUACAGGCGCAUUUUCUGUAAAAUAAAAGUUUGGUGGUGCAGUAUUGUUGUUUAUAACUUACAAAGCACAAGUUAUUUGCCACGAUGUUCCUGCAGUUCUACUUGAACGAGAAUGGGGAGAGAGUGUACACUCUGAAGAAGGUGGAUCUAUUGGGCCAGCCCACCAGCUCUGCCCAUCCCGCCCGCUUUUCGCCUGACGACAAGUUCUCCCGGCACCGGGUAACCCUGAAGAAACGCUUCGGCCUCCUCCUCACCCAGCAGCCCAGACCAGUUCUGUGAUUGAAGCAUGAAUGAGAACUAUUGUGCCUGAUUCACACUACAGGGCCGUAGGCUUGGAUAUUUUCUUUGUACAUUGUCCUUUCCAGCACGGUUACAGUGACAGUACAGCUCAGCAUGGCCCUAUAGUGUGAAUCAGGCUUUGAUUUAUCAUCAAUUGAUUUAAGAGGCUCGCUCCUCCAUUGUUUGAGACGUAUGGGCCCAGAGGAUGUAUGCCUUGGGGCUAGCCUCAGAAAUCUGCUUAUGAAAAUCUCAGGCCGGCUCCUAAAUAGGCUAUUUGUCUUUAAAAAAAUACCUAUAUAUAAUUCUGUGUGUAUACAACACAUUAUCAUUUUGGAUAUAAAGUGCUGUAUGUUAUUCUACUAAUCCAUAUGAAUGUGGUUUCAAAGCUGUCAAAAUCAACUGUUAAUUUGACGUGUGUACUAGUGUCAAUAUUUUUCUAAAAGUAUUUGUUUUGGAGACGGAGAAUAAAUUAAAUGUGAAAACUA
Messenger RNA from Coregonus clupeaformis (lake whitefish), 829 nucleotides. Its product is annotated as H/ACA ribonucleoprotein complex subunit 3. NCBI's taxonomy places the organism in Eukaryota, Metazoa, Chordata, Actinopteri, Salmoniformes, Salmonidae. The transcript is spliced from 2 exons. Gene Ontology annotation, biological process: ribosome biogenesis; snRNA pseudouridine synthesis; positive regulation of telomerase RNA localization to Cajal body. Bases 150 to 344 code for a protein of 64 amino acids. Gene Ontology annotation, molecular function: box H/ACA snoRNA binding; telomerase RNA binding. The record is from RefSeq and is a predicted model, not a curated record. Gene Ontology annotation, cellular component: box H/ACA telomerase RNP complex; box H/ACA snoRNP complex.